Molecule: messenger RNA, 1156 nt
Organism: Paraphaeosphaeria sporulosa
Lineage: Eukaryota; Fungi; Ascomycota; Dothideomycetes; Pleosporales; Didymosphaeriaceae
Exons: 2
Coding region: 156-1025 (289 amino acids)
Source: RefSeq, a predicted model, not a curated record
CGACGCCGCAUGACCUCGUAUUCAUCGGUGGGCUGUGCCGGCACACCUGCCAACGCGUUUUCGGCCACACUCAAUUAGACGCAUUACCGCAUGUGUGCCUCUACGCCUCGGAGAUUCACAUCAUCCUUCGACUCGACAACACAACGACAGUAGUUAUGCCACACAUGCUUCAGCUUCCUAAACAGCAACAGAAUGAUCAUCAUCGAGUACAGUUGCACAGUAUACAUGUUGCAAGUCGAGCUGAUCGUGAACAUGCGCUGCCCAAUCCUUCGAAGGAGGGCACCGACUCACCGGCGCCUAGAUGCUGUGUAGAAACUCAAGAUUCCACAAGAAACGAUAUCGACUCGAUAAGAAAUAGUGGCGCGGAUAAAAUCUUUGGAUGGAAAGAAGCCGCCAUGGACGAGACGGAUCCGCCCACAAAAAAAGCGCUCGGCUCACGCGAUGCACACAUUGCGAAGAGCUGGCCUCUUUAUGUCUACCAAGAUCCAGGUCUUAGGGAAACACCAUAUUGCGUAGAGAAGACGAGGCACGACAUCGAUCACGAUGACCUUGGCCCUAGCCUCUACGCGCAAACUGGCCAUCAGCAAGCCGUCCUUUUUCCAAUCCCACUUCCGCACCCUCGAACCGCCAUCAUAUCCGCAUGCCUCCUCGUCGCUACCGUCUCCGCUUUUUACGAGGCCUCCAAACCGGAUCCACCACAUCACACCGGCCUCGAUGGACACAACGAUCGCUUCUCGUCGCGCUUGGGAUUAUCACAGCACAUCGCAUGUAGCACCGCUUCACUAUUCAUCUUUACAGCUGCAGCGGCGGUAGUUUACCACCUCAAUGCAGUCCAUCGUUUCCAGGAUAUAUUCGUGCUGCUAGGUUUGAUUUUCGGUGUCGUGACCGGCAUGGCCAAGUAUCGUGACUUGCGGGACGCUAUGCUUAGAGCUGUGCCCUGGGGAGUGAUUGCGGCGCUGGCCACGAGCAUGGUCAUGCAUGGGGCCUGGGAAUCUAGAACAGAAGUGCCGGCAAGGUUGGUGUGAGGCCAUCUGCCCGACUCACGAGAGAGCCAUUAAUGAUCAGAGAAUUUUGACACUCGUUUUCACACCAGCAAUGAUAUAAUUUGGAGACUUGACCAUUGGUGUGUUCCUGUAUCGUAAUCGGCGUCUACUUU